AUGCAGAGCCACAACAGCAACAACCACUGCGCGCUGGGCAUGCAAGAGCGGCUCUCGGUCGUCUCGGCUACCGUCGACAAGGCCCAGGAAGUGCUCGGUCUUCUCUCGCAGUACGUCGUCGUCGGCCUCAUGCUCGGUGCGCUGCCCAACAUGACGUACCCCGUCUUUACGGGCUACUUUCACAUGACGUGCACAACUCGGCCAAGACGCUCCUCAUCAUCGACUGGUAAGGCGUUCAUUGGCAUGAUCUCGGACUGCGUGCCCAUUUACGGCUACCGGCGCAAGUCGUGGAUGAUGCUUGGCUGGUGUGGCGCGUUCAUCUGCCUCCUCGCGGCCCAGAACGCGACCAUCAACCUGGAUGCGCCUGUCCAAGGCGGCGUCGUCUCGCUUCUCUUUGGUGUCGCGACCAUUUUGUAUGUGUUUGCAGAGGUGCCCGCGGACGCGCUGUCGCUGGUCUACACGACGCGCACCGUGUCAUCGCCGCCUUUUGCAUGA
Saprolegnia parasitica CBS 223.65 is the source of this 495-nucleotide messenger RNA. RefSeq lists its product as hypothetical. The transcript has 4 exons. The record is from RefSeq and is a predicted model, not a curated record. Lineage: Eukaryota; Oomycota; Saprolegniomycetes; Saprolegniales; Saprolegniaceae. Bases 1 to 495 code for a protein of 164 amino acids.